AUGCCGGCGAUCGUCGCAAGUUGGCAAACAAUUCCACGGGCUUCGAGAGCUUCGGCAAAGAUAGAAGUGGGUCAUCAUAACCCCUGCCUUCAAGCUACUUCUUGCCCUUGUCUGUCUCUCCUGAAAGAAGCUGUUGGGGUCAUGGGGAGAAAAGGCCUGCGUGAUUCUGCUUCUUGUUUUACUUGGUGGAUUGUCUGCAUUUUUUUAGCAUGGAUUGGGGAGAAAAGGGACGGCAACAUUGAAGAUCCUAUUGAACGCCAGGGGCUGUCCAUACAAAGUGACGACGAUAUCUAUCAGCAGGCGGUAGACACCAUCCCAGGAAUCGGCUUCCUUGGCUCCGGCUACGAUAUGGUGAUGGGAAAUCCACUGGGGGAUGAGCACUCACCCGGUGACCCAGGAUUCAGAGCACCCGUUAUUGCAUUUGACUGGGGUCAUGACAGGGAAGGAGUUUCUUCGGAUCUAACAACACUGCAGCCCAAAGGUGCAUUUAUCAGGCCAUAUGUCUCCUGUCAAAAAGCCGAAAAUGUGGAAGAGAUAGAAAGCCUCAAGGACUACGUGACAGAUUUGGCUGCCGACGCUUCAACAGACGUGUCCGUCCCAUUUUUGCCUUUUAGCGGCAGUUUCAACUUCCGCCUGCUGGCAGACGAGUCGCAGCGCAAGCAAACAAAAACCUUUAUGAUGAGGGCGUAUUGUUUUAGAUACGAAGCUGGACUUGCUCUCGUCAGCGAUUCCAGCAGCACGCUAACUGACCCGUUCCGAAAGGCAAUCGAAAACCUGCCAUCCGCUUUCCCCAGCACUGCGGAGGGCAGCAACUGCACUCCAGAUGUAUUUAAGAAGAACCGCCAGUCUCCAGCGUGUGCGGACCAUUCUAUCAUGCGAUGGAUGGAGUUCUUUAAUGACUUUGGCACGCAUGUUACCACAAAUAUAAAACUUGGGGGAAAGGUCACCAAGCAGCUGCGCGUUUCAAAGGAGCAAGCUGAAGCUCUUAACAAUCGGGCCCUGAAGGGUAGCGGAUCGGCUGAAACGGCUCUUAAAACCAUUCUUACGGCAGACGCUUCCGCGUACCGAGAUUCUUCGAAUAAGGAUACCAAUACAUCACUUGUCACCUCUUCUAUGACACACGCUGUUGGUGGGCGCCCACCUAAAGAUCCAACAAACCCUCAGGAACUUUCGGACUGGGCGAAGUCUGUGGCUGUCUUGCCCAUGCCAGUACAAUACCAAUUGCAGCCGCUGACACGUGUUCUGCCGGAGCACCUCCAUCCUGCCUAUUCUAACGCUGUCUUCUUUUACUCAAGAGUGUUUGGGAUCAGCAAGGAAGAGCUUCAAGUGUUGGCAGGUUCACAACGUUCUAUAAAAGAAACACUGCGUGAAAGUACAACAGUAACUUGGGCGGGUCCAGCACCAGGUUUUGUAGAUUGCCCACGGGGGAAGCAAAUUCUAUUCGGCUUUGCAGCACUUUUGAACAUGGACAACGCUGGUGCUGCCUUUGAUAUAAAGGCUUGUCAGAUCGGCAAUCACCGCUGCGAGGGACCUAAUGCGAAGCACACAGCCCAGAGUGACAUGCGGAUCUGGGCUGUUUGCGGGGAGAAAGCAAUCGAUUCCUUGGAGACUUUCAGCUCAGUGGACCCUAAGCCAGAUACAACGGUUGGGUGCAGUCAGGGUAAGGAGAUUCUGUUCGGAAUGCAAAUGAGCUUCUUGUACAACAGAAACGGCUUGUCAACCAUUUUUGUCUCUCACUGCUCCUCAGGAGCUAAGGAGUGUCGCUUCGAGGACACCGCCACUGCAGACCAAAUAAGAGCUCAUCAUCUUUUUUUUGCAGCCUGCGCGAAUGGCGAUCUGCCAGAUCUACACAAUUUGUUCACGGCUUCAAGCGUCGGUCGUGUGGGUACUUCGCAAUCUGUCAACACGGCGACAACUGCCGCCACAGACUGUGGAGCAAACGCAUCUCACGUUACAGGUUUCGCGAUGGAGUUGCAUACAUUUAUGCCCUUGGUACGCGACGCCUUCAACAGCUGUAAAGUUGGAUCCCGUUACUGCGCUCUUAAGAAGUUCGUCGUUCCACCGCCAGUCGCGAUUGAGAACCUCUGGGGUAAAACUGCAAAAGUCCUUAGACACAGCACGGUUGCAUUUGCAAUCUGCGCCCUCAAAGAUGCAACCAGCGCAAGUGGAGAAUGA
This is a messenger RNA of Cyclospora cayetanensis, 2175 nucleotides long. RefSeq lists its product as uncharacterized. Bases 1 to 2175 code for a protein of 724 amino acids. Lineage: Eukaryota; Apicomplexa; Conoidasida; Eucoccidiorida; Eimeriidae. The record is from RefSeq and is a predicted model, not a curated record. The transcript is spliced from 13 exons.